AUGGUAUCAGAGCCACGUCCAGGCAGUUAUGCCGCCGCGGUCAUCGGCUCCGGUGAGCCUAGCCAAGGAGUCCGGCCGGCAAUGUCGAUCAACCAGUCUCCAGAACAAGCACCAUUCACAGCUAAUCCCGUUCCGCAGAGGAACAACAGCGUCGAAGACAUCGAAAAUCCACUUUAUCUCAACGUAAAUGAGAAUCCGAGUGCGAUCUUAGUCAGUCCGCCCUUGUCUGGUAGUGCCAAUUACGCAUCAUGGAGCAUCUCAAUGCAGGUGGCCCUUGAAGUUAAGAACAAAUGGAGCAUAGUCGAUGGAAGUUUGACGCCGCCGGAGAGAACACAUGUCCAGUACACUCCUUGGAGGAGAUGCAAUUUGAUUGUUUGUUCGUGGAUUCUCAGGUCCAUCAUCCCGUCAAUCGCACAAAGUGUGAUGCAUAUGGACAAAGCCAAAGACAUCUGGAACGAUCUGCGCAGGCGAUUCUCCCAGCGUGACGCACAUCGUAUCUCUUUUAUGCAAAACGAUAUCUAUAAUCUGAGGCAGGGCACUAUGUCUGUUAAUGACUACUAUACUAAGUGCCGGACCCUUUGGGAGGAGAUGAAUUCUCUGAGGCCCCUUCCAGUUUGUAAAUGUGAGCCGCAUUGCACAUGUGAUCUGCUCGACGAGAUCAGAAAAGAUCGAGAGAUCGAUCAAAUAAUUCGAUUUAUCCAGGGACUAAGUGACGACUAUAAUUCACUGAAGUCCGGAGUUCUCGUGCUUGAUCCGUUACCUGAGAUGCAUAAGGUGUUCGUCAUGGCUGAAAAGUUAGAGAGACAGUUAGCCAUCACAAACCUAAGCAUCGCCAAUCUAGAAGUCACUCAUGCUAAUGCUGUUCAAAUCGGACAGAAUGAUAGAGAAGAAAUUGCUGCUGCCUUCAACUAUUCUAAUGGAAAAAGGGUGAUGAACACGGGAGGGAGCAACAAGAACACUGCUAAGUCCACAAGCUCUGAGAAUAACCUUACUCCUGAGAAAAUUCGAAGCCUACUGUCUCUUCUUCAUAAUCAAACGGGGCAGAACCAUCCCUCUACCACAGCUGCAGUUUCCCUUGUUCCAAGAUUCAACCAAGAAAAUUCUAGCAAUGAAGGCAAGUAUACUAAUCUUAUGAAUGCUAAUUCCAUUACCUUAACUGCAUCCACUUGGAUAAUAGAUUCUGGCGCGACUAAUCACAUAGUGUGUUCCCUUGAAUUCUUUGAUGAGUAUCACACUAUGAAAGGAGCAUUGGUAAACAUGCCCAAUGGAGAAUGUGCCACUAUUGAACAUAUUGGCACCAUACGGCUCAAUGAUGGUCUUUGCUUGGAGGAUGCUUUACAUAUUCCAUUGUUCAAAUUUAACAUAAUAUCUGUAAAUAAGCUUCUUCAAAACUCUCCUCACUCUUUGGUGUUUACCUAUGGCCAGUGUCUUCUUCGCGAGGACCAUGGGAGGACGAUUGGCUUUGCUAAAGAAACAAAAGGGAUGUACCUGCUGAAUGAUCCCCCAAGAAUCAAGACUAAUGUUUGUAGGUAA
Ipomoea nil (Japanese morning glory) is the source of this 1533-nucleotide messenger RNA. RefSeq lists its product as uncharacterized. The record is from RefSeq and is a predicted model, not a curated record. The transcript is spliced from 2 exons. Bases 1 to 1533 code for a protein of 510 amino acids. Lineage: Eukaryota; Viridiplantae; Streptophyta; Magnoliopsida; Solanales; Convolvulaceae.